This is a messenger RNA of Stomoxys calcitrans (stable fly), 1733 nucleotides long. Its product is annotated as fatty acyl-CoA reductase wat. The record is from RefSeq and is a predicted model, not a curated record. Gene Ontology annotation, molecular function: alcohol-forming very long-chain fatty acyl-CoA reductase (NADP+) activity. Gene Ontology annotation, cellular component: peroxisome. The coding region runs from base 214 to 1701 and encodes 495 amino acids. The transcript is spliced from 8 exons. NCBI's taxonomy places the organism in Eukaryota, Metazoa, Arthropoda, Insecta, Diptera, Muscidae. Gene Ontology annotation, biological process: long-chain fatty-acyl-CoA metabolic process.
CGCUUGCCAACUAUUGAUUUUAAUUUCUUAACGAACUGUUGUAUUUGGCUUGUCGUUGGAGCUGAAAGCGCGUAAAUAUUUUAACGUCGCAAAAAACAAACUUUGUUGUAAAAGAUAGUUGUACAAAAAAGUGCAUUUCAAGAAUAAGAAAAACAAGGAUUUUUGAGUUUAAAGUAUUUAUUUCGGAGACAGUACACCUAGAAAGUCUCUAAAAUGGAUUCAAAUAUUCAGCAUUUCUUCCGCGAUAAAGUGGUAUUCAUAACCGGAGGCACUGGAUUUCUAGGAAAAGUUUUAUUGGAGAAACUUAUUCGCACAACGGCAGUGAAGACUAUUUAUAUGCUGGUAAGACCAAAGGCUGGGAAAGAGGUAGCGGAACGACUUGAUGACAUUUUUAAUGACCAACUUUUUGAAAAACUGUAUCAAACCAAACCACUAUUCAGAGAUAGUAUUAAAUUAAUUGCUGGCGAUUGUAUGGAACCCAAUUUGGGCAUAUGCACUGAUGAUCGUCAGGAAUUGACACAGAAUGUUGAAGUGAUUAUUCAUAGUGCAGCCACAGUGCGAUUUAAUGAAGCUCUAAGUAUAGCGACAAAGAUUAAUGUGCGAGCAACUCAUGAUCUCCUAAACCUAGCCAAAGAGAUGAAGGCUUUAAAGUCCUUCGUGCAUAUCUCCACAGCCUUUGUGAACUGUACGGCCAUACACUGUGAUGAACGCUUUUACAGCGAUAAGUUAACCAUAGACGGGGAGAAGUUGCUUAACCUCUUGAAUGGCUCGGAAAAAGAGCCUUUAGAUGCAAUGACUAAACAGCUGGUGGGUCAAUUUCCCAACACCUAUACCUUUUCCAAAUGCAUAGCUGAGGAUAUUGUGCGGAAGCAAGGCAAUACUUUGCCACUGUGCAUAUGUAGACCUGGUGGAGUUGUUUCAAUGGCUGAAGAACCCCUGCCGGGAUGGGUUAGUCAUUUGCAAGGUGCAGUGAGUGCAGUAUUUUGGGCUGGCAAUGGAAUGUUAAGAGUUUUACACGGCAAUGGUCAUAAUCAUGCAGGUUUAGUACCAGUUGAUUAUUGUACCAAUGCAAUACUGGCGGCCGCUUGGUAUACUGCCUCCACUUAUGAUUCAAAGUCUCCCAAGGAUGUCAUGAUCUACAAUUUGGUUCCGGAUGAAACUAACCGUGUAAAGUGGAUCUCCUAUUGGGAAAUGAUGUAUAAACACAUCAGUCACUCGCCUUUUUCAAAAAUGAUGUGGCAGCCAUUCUUAUUUUUUGUACCAAAUAAAUGUUGGUAUGAGUUGUUGACUUUUAUCUUUCACACUUUGCCUGCUUACACCUUGGAUGGUUUUUCAAGACUGAUGGGAAAAGAAGCCAAACUGGUAAAAAUCAGCAAAAAAAUGUAUACAUUAGCCAGUGUAUUGAGACACUUUAUUGUUAAUGAAUUUAUCUUUGGUACUACGAAUACUAAGAUCCUUUGGCAAAAAAUGUCAAUAGAUGACCAGAAGUUGUAUAACUUUGAUAUGAUACCGCUGGACUGGGAUACAUUUUUCUCUAAUCUGGCCGCAGGCUUGAGAAAAUAUAUUGCUAAAGAAGAUCUAAAGACUAUACCACAAGCUAGAGCAAAGUGGAACAGGUUCUACAUCUUUAACGUGGCCCUUAAUGGAUUUUUGGUUGUCGGAUUACUGUGGAUUAUAUGCAAAACUGCUUUAUUUAUUUAACUAUGGAAUAAAUCUAUAUAUACAAAAGUUAA